Molecule: messenger RNA, 1406 nt
Organism: Cydia fagiglandana
Lineage: Eukaryota; Metazoa; Arthropoda; Insecta; Lepidoptera; Tortricidae
Product: RWD domain-containing protein 4
Exons: 6
Coding region: 130-768 (212 amino acids)
Molecular function (GO): protein binding
Source: RefSeq, a predicted model, not a curated record
GUUUGUCAAAUUGACAUUUCGUGUUCAGAGUAGAAACCAAGACAAAACCUGAAUUUAGAAAUUAAUACGUUUAUUACUGCUUGUUUUUAGGAAAUGGCAGUGAAUUUUGUUAAAUUUAAUUGUAUUUAAAUGCUUGGUUUAUUGUUCUUGGGAGCUACAUCAUAUAAACCUAAAUAUUGCAGUUUGUUGAGUCCGGUCAGAAUGUCUGACGAUGCGGAGCAGCAAGCCGAGGAGGUCGAAGUGUUGAAGUCUAUAUACGACGGCGACGAGAACUUUAAGCAAGUCAAUCCUAAAACAUAUCAGUAUAAGUACAUUGAUGGUGAGAAGUCAUUUAUAUUAGAAAUAUCCUGGGGGGACACAUACCCCACAGAGAAGCCUAACUUUAAUCUAGAAAUCUUUUAUAAUCAACACUUAUUACCAGCAGUGAAGGACAAAAUCCUGUCAAUAGUAAACGAGGAAGCAGAGCAAUGGCUGGGCUGCGCCAUGACGUAUACCUUGUUCGAGUGUCUGAAGGAGCGGGCGGCGGAGAUCCUGUCCGAGCAGUCAGAGGAGGCGAUAGUGGCGAGGGUCGAGAAGAUAGUUAUUGAGGACCAGGAGUCGGAGUCGAGGCAGGUGGAGAAGAAGGAGCAGCUGACGAAGGCGCAGAAGCGGCGCGCGUGGGACCGCGCCGAGAUGGGCCGCGCGGGCGAGCGGCCGCGCGGCUGGGACUGGGUCGACAUCGUCAAACACCUCUCGCAGGUCCCGCACGCGCACACGCCCACCGCGUGACCCGCCCGGGACCCGCCGCGAGACGCUAGCGGACCUAGGGGGCGUCCCCGAACACCUCUUAGGAUUAUUAUGUUAUGAUGUGAGCUUAGCGAUGCGUUUGAUUAAAGUUCCCACAUAUGGCCGGUAUCGGUAAUAUAAAAUAUAUCAUCUGGUAUUUUCAGAUUUAAUAAUUUCCAUUUGUAAACAAGUUACACUGCGCUAUUAGGAUGUCUUCGUUUGACAUGCUCUCUGUCUUCAUUUGACUCUUCGUGAAAAGUAGCCUGUAAGAAGAUCCUUCUUCUAAAAUAAACGUUCAUAACUGAAUAUUGUGAAACGACUUCAUAAUUAUGUUUACGAUAAAAGUCAACUUCUCCAUCCCGAGAGCUAAGUCAAAUGAGCUGUAGGUGGUAGUAAAUGUUUGUUAACAUAUUAGGUAAAUGUGGAUCUGAUCUGUAUCUAUUUACUCUACAAGUAUUCGUAUUUAAAAAAUUGCUUGGGAACUGCCUAAUCGUAUGUACGUUGUCUAAUGUUGAAACAGCUUUUCUAGUAUUUUCUACUGGAUUUUUUGUAUAUUUUGUAUGAAUGCACUCCUUUACUAAAGUUACUUGAUGUAAUUAAUAAUGCAUAUUGUAAAUGAAAUAUAAUAAUAUUAUUAGAAA